Diutina rugosa is the source of this 2559-nucleotide messenger RNA. RefSeq lists its product as uncharacterized. The record is from RefSeq and is a predicted model, not a curated record. Gene Ontology annotation, biological process: DNA-templated transcription; regulation of transcription by RNA polymerase II. The coding region runs from base 1 to 2559 and encodes 852 amino acids. Lineage: Eukaryota; Fungi; Ascomycota; Pichiomycetes; Serinales; Debaryomycetaceae. The transcript has a single exon. Gene Ontology annotation, molecular function: zinc ion binding; DNA-binding transcription factor activity, RNA polymerase II-specific; RNA polymerase II cis-regulatory region sequence-specific DNA binding. Gene Ontology annotation, cellular component: chromatin.
AUGGUCUACGGCUACCCCCACGUCGAACCGCAAAACGGGGCGCCGCCACCAGCGCCGGGAGCACCCCCUCCGGCGCCGUCAGUGCCGGGAGCUCCGGCAGCACCGCUGUCGACAGCGCCGCCGCCGGCCGCCCUCGUCAACCCGCAGGAGGUGGGCGACAUGCCCCUGCUGAACUACGACAUUUUGCUGUGGCUCUUUGACCUGACGUGGCUGCUGAACGACCCGGGGGUGCCCAAGUUGCUCGACGGGUACGAGCCGAUGUCGGCGCUGCCCGCCUCCGGGGCGAUGCCCGGUUUUGCUGCCGGCGCUCCCGGCGCUCCCGGCACCCCCGUCGGCGCCGCCAACAACUCGCAAAUCGCCACUAACAGCGCCACCAUGGUGCCGCCACUGACAAACCCGCAACUGCGGGCGCCGUCGACGCAGCCGCGGUCGCGGUUCGCCCUGUUGCUGGCGCCCAAGGACGUAUUUGUCUACCCUAACCCCCUAGACGACAUGCUGCUGCUGAACGCGCCGGCGCCGCUGCAGACGAACCUGCUGCUGCUGCCCCAGGAUCUGCGGGAGCUGCCGCUGCUGGGGCACACCCCCAAGCGCCACUUGAUGGACCACGAGCCGAUGGCGGCUGUCUUACACCGCCACGCCACCGAGCUCAAUAUUCCCAGCAACAAGGCGUGGUACGUCAACGACGAGAUGGUCGACGCCAUGCAGAAGUCGUUGCUGCCGCUCUCGAUCAACCGCCACGAGGCGGCAGCGUUAUUUCCGGACUCGCAGGUGAAGUUUAAGGACCGGCUACUGUACUACUUGUGGGUGUACUGGCAGUAUUUCCAUAAGCAGUUCCCGAUAUUGCACCAGCCGCUGUUUGACGCCCAGCAGCUGGAGAUGCUCUUGGUGGUGGCGAUGAUCAUGGCCGGGUGCCACAUCGGCAACCCGUUCGCCCUGGAGCGAGCCGCCCGCAAACACCGCAAGUCGCAGGAGUUUGAGCUCGCCAUGGAGGUGGCGAAGCCGUUGCGGAUGCAGUUGUUCCUCCACCCGGACUUCUCGCUGCCGACGAAGUUGUGGGUGCUCCAGACGCUCGCGCUCCUCGAGUUUUGCGAGAAGAACUGCUUGACGAAAGAGAUGCACGAGCGCGCCCGCAUCCACCACCACACCACCGCCCAGAUCUUGAAACGGUCGCCCCGUUAUGGUGGUGGCCCCAUCGGCACCAUGCGCGCCCUGCGCACGCUGGGCCAGCUGCUGCUGGCGCUGACCGACGAGCUGCUGGACCAAGAGCAGGCGGGGUCGGUGCGCAAGGACGAGCUCUUCGCCCAGUGGGUCCAGCUGGAGCUGAUGAAGCGCGUCACCUACAUGAUGUUCUACAUCGACACCGCCGACUUGCUUAAGUUCCGCCACGACACCGCCAUCCAGUUCGGCCAGCUCCAGGCGAUGAAGCUCCCCUGCGACCCCGAAGUAUGGGAGCACGACGUCGCCGGGCUGUUUGCCAAGGUCGUCAAGCGGCAGCGGAAACGCCUGCGGGGCGACGAGCUGUUUUUGCUGGCGCUCAAGCGGUUGUUGCGCCCGGGCCUCCCUCACCAGCAGCCGCAGCCGCAGCGCAGCGUUGACGCGUGCACCCGUAAAGUGUUGUUUGCCGGCCUCGUGCUGUUGAUGAACCAGAUGCAGCUCAUGGACGAGCAGAACCAGCUGUUGAACCUGAUGGACUUUAUAGUCCACUACACCAGCUGGCGCGACACGGUGUGCCGGGCGUUCGACCGGUGGUACUGUCUCCCGCCGGUGACGAAGCUGUUCACCUACCACUUGUCCCAGAUUGUUGGGUUGACCGAGAUCGACCAGUACGAGAUCGCCGUGUUCUGCGGCAGCGCCGACCACCACCUGAUGGUGUCGCUGCAGAAGGAGUUCUUCCUCAUCCAGCGCAAGUUGACGGCGAUGUGGCUGAAGCCGUUGCCGCGGCCGAUCUCGCGGGCUUCUUUGGUGGAUAAGCUCAACCACCGCGGCAUCGUCCACUGCUGGUGGCUCUUGCGCCAGUUGUUCGAAGGCCACCAGCCCCAAGUGAUCACGUGGAACCUCAUCGACGUCGAGCUGAUGUACGCGGUGCUGGUGGCGGUGCUCACCCUCUGGAGCUGGGCCUACUGCACCAAGGGCCCCGAGCUGCACCGCUACGACGACUUCGACCGCCAGUUCAUCACCCAGGUCAACUCGUGCGACGACGACACUCUCGAGGAACUUGAGGCAUUGGGCAAGGAGCUGGCGACGGCGUUCAUCACCCGCCUCGGCGACCAGUUUGCCGACCUCCUCCGCCGCGAAAACGCCGCCGACUACGAGAUCACCGUCCCCUACGAAAACAACCAGGUGCUGCUCCACGACAAGCUCGACAAGUACGCCGAGCUCCUCCCCCAAUUGACCGAUCACCACCAUGUGGCGGGGCUCUGCUUCUUGGUGGGGACGAAGCUUCUAGGCCUGCAGUGGGACAUUGUCCGCGAAAACGCCAAGUUGAUCAUCCACUGCGGUUUGCGCCUGAUCGGGAAAAAGGAGAUGGUGUGUGACAGUUUGUACGACUGCGAGCUCUGA